Punica granatum (pomegranate) is the source of this 3247-nucleotide messenger RNA. The record is from RefSeq and is a predicted model, not a curated record. Lineage: Eukaryota; Viridiplantae; Streptophyta; Magnoliopsida; Myrtales; Lythraceae.
CGGAUCCUCUUCAGACCAACAAUAAACAAUCACUGGACUGACACUCUCUCUCUCCCCCACUCUUCCGCUCCCCAUUCAACGUUUUCACUCAUACCAGCGGUAGGAGACUCUGACCAAACGGCGAACGGAGACGGACCGAGACAGCGACGUCAAAGCAGUUUGGGUGAGUGAAACCCGGCAAAAAAUCUUGGCACUUGACGCCGUCAACUUUACCGGCUGCUCCCGGUCCCUCGCCCCCGCCACCGACACCCUCUCCCGGUCAGCCCUCCGACAACCGAAAAACACGCCUUUUAAUUGCGCGUCUUCCCUCCCGCACUCUCUCCACCCCCACCACCACUCUCUUCCCACCUUCGCACUCCAUAGCCAUUCCCGGACGGAGCAUAUGGGGGGAGAGAGAGAGAGCAGAAGUAACCGUCUCGAGAGAGAGAGCCCCGCGCUUACAGUCAUUCAUACAUAUAUGUAUGUAUCCAUAUAGAGAGAGAAAGGGCGGUUGGUGGUGAUCACUGAUCCCGAAGCAUUUUCCGGUGCGAGAAUCGGAGAAGGAGCAAAAGGCGUCGGUGGAGCUUGUCUUGUAUUCUUAACUGGUAGAGAGUCGGUCAAUGAUCCGCUGGCAUCUCCUCAUGGUCAUAACUGUCUAUGACUGCAGCUAGAAAGGGAAAAAUUACUAUGGACAGUGACAUGAGGAGAACUCCAAAUGGCAAUCAGAAGAAGCGAUCAGGAAGAACUAAUGAGAAAAACUUAAAUCGUCGCCAGGAGAAUAAUGGCACGAAGGGUGCGAAGGGAAAAGGAACUGUAUCUAAGGCUUCAGUUGCCAGAGCUGAUUCCAGCACUGUAGUAAGUGAUACAAACUUGGGCACAGAGGCCCCUGAAGUUUAUGAAGACAUGGUUAUACAUUAUAUGGAUGAUGUUAACAGGUCUGAGGAGACACGUCGCAAUGGGAAAACCUCUAUUAGUGCAUCUAAACAGAACGAUGAUGAAAAUCUGGAUGAAAACUCUCUUGAUGUGGAUAAAGAGUCUGACCAAGAUAAGGAAAAAGUGUCAGACUCUGACUCUGCUCGGGAUUCAGCAUCCUCUCAUGGUGAGGAAAAGGUACCAGGAGCAUCUGAGAGUAGUCCUGUAAAGGGCUCUUCUAAAAGUGGAGCUGAAGGGUUGGAUGGAAAAGCAGAUAUAUUGCACACCAAGGUUGUAGAAAACACUACUGAGAAAUCUAAUAAACCUUGUGGUGAGCCUUCAACUGUUUCUACAAGAAGUCCACCUGACAACAAUUUGCAAGAUAUGGGCGAUCCUGCCAAUCCUUCAUCCGAAUCUUCUGAAGGAGUUGAGCAGAAACCUGCUCAAGAUGAUAAGGAAGUUGAUGUCUUAGAUGAGGCUUCAAAUGGUACGCUAAGUGUUGGAAGUGAAGAUGAAAGAUUUGAUGCUGAAAAGAAUGGUGUACAUAAAGAUGAGGCAGAUUUGGAACAUAAGAUCGAAGAAAUGGAAACGAGAAUUGAGAAACUCGAAGAGGAAUUGAGAGAAGUUGCUGCUCUUGAAAUUUCUCUAUACUCUGUGGUACCUGAGCAUGGGAGCUCUGCACACAAGGUGCAUACACCAGCUAGGCAUCUUUCAAGACUGUAUAUUCAUGCUUGUAAACAUUGGACGCAAGACAGGAGGGGCACUAUUGCGAAGAACACUGCAUCAGGUCUCAUCCUGAUUGCUCGGUCCUGUAGCAAUGAUGUCCCAAGGUUGAAUUUCUGGUUGUCCAACACAAUUGUGUUACGGGAGAUUAUUUCUCAAGCAUUUGGAGGUUCACGUAACUCAAGUCCUUUUACGAGAUUUGCUGAGUCAAAUGGGGCUACUACAAAGAGGAGUGAAGGAAAAUAUUCCACUUUGAAAACGAAGGCGGCUUCCAACAAUAUGCCAAGAAAUGGGUUUAUGCAGGCUGUGGAUGACUGGCAAGAAACUGGAACAUUCAUUGGUGCACUUGGAAAAAUUGAAUCGUGGAUUUUCUCUCGGAUAGUUGAGUCAGUAUGGUGGCAGGCUUUGACGCCGUAUAUGCAAACUCCUGAUGGCAAUUCAAGCAGCAGUAAGAUCACUGGGAGGUUGCUCGGACCAGCUUUGGGAGAUCAGCAGCAAGGCAGCUUCUCAAUUGACUUGUGGAGAACUGCUUUUCAAGAUGCUUUACAUCAGCUUUGUCCUGUUAGAGCUGGAGGGCAUGAGUGUGGUUGCCUGCCUGUUUUGGCAAGAAUGGUCAUGAAACAGUGUGUAGCGAGACUAGAUGUGGCCAUGUUCAAUGCUAUUCUACGUGAAUCAGCCCAUGAGAUCCCAACAGACCCUGUCUCUGAUCCAAUUGUUGAUUCCAAGGUUCUGCCUAUUCCUGCUGGAGACUUGAGCUUUGGAUCUGGUGCUCAGCUGAAGAAUGCUGUCGGCAAUUGGUCUCGGUGGAUUACUGAUGCGUUUGGCAUGGAUGCUGAUGAUGCCGUUAAAGAGGAACACCAGAAUGAAAAUGAACACUGGCAGGGUGGAGAUAGUGACCCUAAAUCUUUCGUACUUCUCAAUGAAUUGAGUGAUCUUCUAAUGCUUCCAAAAGAUAUGCUUAUGGACAGGUCGAUUCGAAAGGAGGUCUGCCCAUCGAUAAGUCUGCCAUUGGUCAAAAGGAUACUAUGCAAUUUCACUCCUGACGAGUUCUGCCCCGAUGCUGUUCCGGGAGCUGUGUUGGAAGCAUUGAAUGCUGAGAGUAUUGUGGAGCGGAGGCUCUCAGGGGAGACCACCAGGAAUUUUCCUUAUACGGCAGCUGCGGUCAUUUAUUCCCCACCAUCAUCUGCUGACGUGGCCAAGAAAGUUGCGGAGGCGGGAGAGCGGUCUCCUUUAUCGAGGAGCGUGUCAACAGUGCAGAGGAAAGGAUACACCAGUGAUGAAGAACUGGAUGAUUUGGAUUCUCCUUUAACCUCCAUAAUUGAUCAGUUGCAGUCCUCUCCUACUCAUGUGUCAAAUGGAAACGAAAAUGGGAAGCACGUGGAGCAUGGUGCUCAUUCUGCCAUGAACGUGCGCUACGAGCUCCUUCGCGAGGUCUGGUCCAUGUAAUAUUAGCUCAUGUAGUACAAUUGUGUAUAUUUUCGGUUCUGAAUCUGAUGUAAAGUCAUGGAUGGUCGGGAGGAGAAUAGCUGAUACAUGUUCUGAGAGAACAGAGAAUCAAGUUUCUAUGUUAUCGUGAAUAUAUGAUGUAUGAAGAAUAUGAGUUAGUUCUUGAAUUGUAGUAUAUAUUUCGAAA